UCCACAGAAUAACAUAGCGGCGCGUAUCAUCGUCUUCAUCAGUAGAUGCAGUAGCCGCACACAUCAUACCAAUUAACAAAAGUGAACAACGAUGAAGCCUCCGAUCCCGUUAUCAACGACGAUGAUAGCCAUAACCCUAGCAACAGCAACACUAUCUCUCUCCAUCAUCCCCACCUCCUCAUGGCAAAUCCUCUCCUCCCACAAUUUCACUUCCCAGAUCCAACUCCACCAACACAUCCUCCUCCUCCUCACUCUCCCUUGGUCCGGCGAAUCUCGUUCCCUUAUGAACGAUAUCUCGCUCGCAAUCUCCAAUAAACCACAAGAAUUUCAAAAUCUUAAACUAAUGUUCAUGUACAUCAAUAAUGAAAAAACGCUAACGGAUUCAAUUGGUGUUAGUGUUGAUGGAAUGGUGAAUGUUGUUUAUUUUCAUCAUUCUGUGGGGUAUAAGUAUUCAGGGAGACUUUCGGCGAGAAAUGUGUUGAAUUCGGUGCAUCGUUAUGUUAUAGUUGCGCCUGAGGAGGUUCCUUUUAAAGUGAUUGAUAGUGGGAAGGAUUUUGCGACGUUUGUUGAUUCGGCUGAUGUGAGUAUUGUUCUUGUUGAUUUUUGUGGGUGGACGCAGAAAUUGUUAGCUAAGAGUAAGAAAUUCAAUGGAACGCAAAAUGGCACUAUUGGGCUUCACCAUGUAAUGGGCUUCAGUGGAGAGAAUGAUAGAAUACUGGCGUCAAAGGGGAAGACUAACCAGAAGGUUGCUGAGGAGGGCAUGUGCAAGGCCGAGCACAACAUCAAUAAAGGAUUUUGUGAAGUUCCUUCGCUUGGGGAAUUUACAUCAGUUAAUGAUGGCCGUUUGGAGGGCUUCAAGGAUCAGAACAGUCAUAAUCUAAACCCCUGUUCAUUUGAAGAAUUUGAGCGUUUCCACUCUUUCUACGAGAAAUUCAUGAAUGCCGUGAAGGAAUUCUUUCUGCCUUCUGAACGUCAUAGAUUUGGUCUAGUUUCCGAUAGGGCGAUGCUUUCAUCCUUAGGUGUUGCUGAUUCUGGUUCAUGGUUUGCAGUUCGCUACCUAGCUGGAUGUUCAAGUUGUUCACAUAUUCUUAAAGAAGAGGCUGACUUGAACUAUGUUUUGCAGAGAAAUAAUUAUUUUGUCAAAGAGUUGGAAGGCAAUGAUCACAAUCAAGAAGCCACUAUUUCAGCAAAUAAGCCGUCAGUACUUCUAUUUGUUGACAGAUCAUCUGACUCCUCAGAAACUAGGGGAAAGAGUAUGGAAGCUCUUAAAGCUCUUAGAGUAUUGGCACAACACUAUCAUGCGAAUCAAAUAGAUACAAAGAAUAAUGAUAAUCACAAGAAAGUUUCUAUCCGAAAUUAUCGCGGCACAAAGAGUACACCUGAUCUUCUUAAGUCAAAUUCGGUGAUGAAAGCUCAGAAGAUUAAACUAAACAAGAAGAUAUCUUCCAUCACGAUUAUUAAUGAAGGUAAACAAGUUGGUGUGGAUAAUGUAGCUUCUGAUCUACAAGUGAGUUCUUUGAAUGAGUUAUUGAGUUACAUUGUCCAGCAAAAGAAGGAUGGAAAACUAAGUUCUCUAGCAAAGGAUUUAGGUUUCCAACUUUUAUCCGGUGAUAUUGACAUUAGUUCAGCUAAUACACAACAACAAUUGCAUUCAGAAGUUCAGUCAAAUCAAAUUUCAGCAGAAACUUCUCAAGAAGAUCAUACAGGUAGUACUGCAAUGACAGAAGGCUAUCCAUAUAAAUCUGCUAUAGAGCCUGGGAAAAAUCCCAAACUGGUCGUGCUAUCUUCUCAGCAUGAAGUCAAGAAAUCUUCUAUUGUCACCAGUGAAGAGACAAAAGCAGUGAAAUCUGAAGAAUCCAUCAUAGAUCACGGACUUCCUAGUGCAAAAAUUAUUCAAUCAGAAAUAGAUAGUUCCACCGAUGGUUCUUCUGAUGGAAACAAUAAUGGAAAACAGGAUUAUUUUCUUGGUUUUAAUGGUUCUUUUUUCUAUUCUGAUGGUAAUUAUCAAUUGCUUGAAAGGCUCACUGGUACUUCUAGAAUUCCGUCUUUGGUCAUAGUUGAUCCCUUUUGGCAGCAACAUUAUGUCUACCCUGAAGAGAAAAGUUUCAACUAUGCUUCAAUGUAUGGUUUUCUUUCUGAGUUUCUUAAUCGAACCCUGAUUCCAUAUCAAUGGUCAGAACAUGUUCUUCAAGGCCAAAGGGAGGCCAUGCGUCCUCCAUUUGUUAAUUUGGAUUUUCAUGAGGUGGAUUCUAUACCUCGAAUCACAGCUCAAGCUUUCUCUGAAUUUGUUAUUGGUUUCAACCAUUCUAACAAAGAAAACACUUCAAAUGCAUGGAAUAAAGAUGUCUUGGUCUUGUUUAACAAUAGUUGGUGUGCAUUCUGCCAGAGAAUGGAAUUGAUUGUUCGUGAAGUAUAUCGGGCCAUCAAGGGUCAUGUUGAUACAUUAAAGGGGGGAUCUGAUAAUGAAGAUUUUGAUUAUCUUAUGAUGAAGAUUCCAACAAUCUACUUAUUGGAUUGUACAUUGAAUGACUGCCAUCUGGUACUGAAGUCAGUAGAUCAGAGGGAUGUUUAUCCUGCACUGGUUUUAUUUCCUGCAGAAAAGAAGGAACCUCUUCUUUAUGAAGGAGACAUGGCUGUAGUUGAUGUUAUGAAGUUUGUAGCAGAACAUGGAAAUAACUUUAAUCAUCUUAUCAGAGAUAGAGCAGUUCUGUGGCUGUCUGAAACAGUAAUCAGGAAUCAAAACUUACGUGGUACUUUGCAAACUGAUGUCCAUGAGGAAUCACUUCAUACACGGAACAAGUAUGAUGGAGCCCUAGGUCAAGAUAAAAUACCGAAUCAGGUGGUCGAAUCUAACAUGAUAAAUUUACCAGUAUCAAAUGGAUGGCAAGAAACAUUGCCUCAUGUGGUGGUCGGUUCGGUGCUAAUUGCCACAGAAAAGCUUUUGGGGGUUGAUCCAUUUGAUGGAUCCAAGAUUCUCAUUGUGGCAGCGGAUCCAGCAACUGGAUUUCAAGGUCUUAUCAUUAACAAGCAUCUAAAAUGGACGAACUUGGAAGAAGACUUGGAAAAAUUGAAAGAGGCUCCUUUGUCCCUUGGGGGUCCAGUUGUGAAAACUGGAAUGCCUCUUUUAUCCUUAACCAGAACAGUUUCUGGAUAUAAUUUACCUGAAAUCCUACCUGGAAUUUACUUCCUUGAUUAUGUAGUGACAACUAGCAUAAUCCAGAAGCUGAAAUAUGCAAAAGAACCAGUUGACAGCUACUGGUUUUUCUUUGGGUACUCAAAUUGGGAAUGGAAUCAGUUGUAUCAUGAGAUGGCAGAAGGAGCGUGGAACUUGAGUGAGGAUGGAGCGAGACAUUUACAAUGGCCUUGACUAUCAUUUAUUCAUCAUCUUUACUGUACUAUUAACAUUGUGAUUGAUCUCAUUGUUAUUUAUAGAAAUAGUAUGACAGGCAAAAAUAGUAGAAAGUACCAUCCAGCAUACAGUGUGAUUAGAAAAAUGCAUGCCUUGGCAAGUCAACCAAAUUUUCUUUUGAAAUUGUUGCUUACACCAUGCCUAUAUGUGUUUGCAUGAUGUUCCUUUACACCAAGUCUUUUUCGAGAGUAAA
Messenger RNA from Medicago truncatula (barrel medic), 3602 nucleotides. RefSeq lists its product as uncharacterized. The coding region runs from base 92 to 3367 and encodes 1091 amino acids. The transcript has 7 exons. The record is from RefSeq and is a predicted model, not a curated record. NCBI's taxonomy places the organism in Eukaryota, Viridiplantae, Streptophyta, Magnoliopsida, Fabales, Fabaceae.